This is a messenger RNA of Letharia lupina, 960 nucleotides long. RefSeq lists its product as uncharacterized. The transcript has 4 exons. NCBI's taxonomy places the organism in Eukaryota, Fungi, Ascomycota, Lecanoromycetes, Lecanorales, Parmeliaceae. The record is from RefSeq and is a predicted model, not a curated record. Gene Ontology annotation, cellular component: cytoplasm; nucleus. Bases 1 to 960 code for a protein of 319 amino acids.
AUGAACAGACCUUUCGAGUGCAGAUCUGACACAGUGCCAAUCGUCCAAGACCUGGAGCAGGACGGCACCGCGUCUUUCCACUUCAUUCAUGGCGACAUCGAAUCACCUCCUCCCAACGAAUUCAAGGAGUUUUACGGCUCACCUCCUCACCGUCGCUUCCUCAAACAAUACUGUAGCGGUAGAGCAGAUUAUGAGUUUUUUAAUGCACUCUGGAGUGCGCCGCAUCGGUUGACGCCAGAGCAAAAGUACCGUGAAAUGGUGCAGUCUCUACGUCCCGAGAGUACCAACGACGUUCAAACGAUCCUCGACCGCCUCUAUCGCGUUCUCGACCACGACGGGCCUUUCGACGGAAUCAUCGGAAACUCGGAAGGCGCAUCCGUGGCUGCUAUAUUCGUUGUCAACUACUUGACAAGGUGUGCACGGAAGGAAAUUCAGCACUCAUUGAAAUGUGCGGUGUUCAUGAGUGGCGGUCCACCCUCUUUCCCGGAUGGCACGGGGGUUUUCCUCGCUGACGAGCACGGUCAAAUCAUUACCAUGCCGACAUGCCAUAUCAUUGCGUACAACGAUUCGUUGAUAGAUAGUGCAGUUGCUCUCUACCAUCUUUGCGAUCAAGCGUCUGCAACUAUUGUAGACCACGGUAAAGGGCACUUGGUGCCCCGGGAUCCGAAGUCUUCUAAACUCAUGGUCAAGGGAAUCCGCGACUUGAUCGUUGACUGCUAUACCAUGGCGUUCGCUGUGGGCCUGGACUUGGCCUUCGCACCGCAUCACAAGGCUAACGUGGGGGUCAUUGAGAUCGAGUUCGCCAAUGUUUUUGAAGUCGAAGCUCGGACACAUGGCCAAACAGAACAGCCAAUGGGUUUCCCUCAGGCAUGGGUGUAUUACAACAGAAGUGAAGCGGUAUCCACAUCUAGCAAGAGUAGACUAGAACUUUGCGCCUCGCUGGGGGACCUGAGGAGGUGA